This is a messenger RNA of Cucurbita moschata (crookneck pumpkin), 4332 nucleotides long. RefSeq names its product cellulose synthase-like protein D3. Gene Ontology annotation, cellular component: trans-Golgi network; plasma membrane. The record is from RefSeq and is a predicted model, not a curated record. The coding region runs from base 776 to 4213 and encodes 1145 amino acids. Gene Ontology annotation, biological process: cellulose biosynthetic process; plant-type primary cell wall biogenesis. Gene Ontology annotation, molecular function: mannan synthase activity; cellulose synthase (UDP-forming) activity. The transcript has 4 exons. NCBI's taxonomy places the organism in Eukaryota, Viridiplantae, Streptophyta, Magnoliopsida, Cucurbitales, Cucurbitaceae.
GUAGUAAAAGUCCACUUUUCUCUCCACGUUGUCUGCAUCACAGUGAAACCUACCAUUGAUAGAGAAAUCUCACGACUUCUUCCAUGCCCUCCUUCACUACCUUCCUCUAAUUUAAUAUUCAAACCCAAAUCUUCACGGAAUCCAUAUGGUUCGAACCCGAAUCAAACUCAUCUCCGCCAUUACUGUUUCUUAAUUCUCAAAAAACAGAGCAUCACCUCUGUUUUCAUUGAGCCCACCUGAAGCUUCCUCCAUCGGUGACGUUUCUUCUCAUUUUUUGUAUAUAAAAUUGAUAUGGGAAUGGAAUAAUUCAAGGAUACCCUGGAAUCAUGGUCGAUUAGUGUUGGCAAUCUUGACUAUUUCUUCUUUUUCCUUCAAUCAUGCCCUAUUAGUGCUCUUAGUCCUCCUCACGAUCAACCCUCAUUCUCUUUUUCUCUGCUUUUCCGUUCUCAAUGGGGCAAUGGUGAAGCCCUUGAGUUCAUCCAUUUGGUGCAACAUUUUUCUGGCUAUCUGUUCCGAUUGUUCUAGUUUUAGGCUUCUUUGAAGUGGGUUUCUCCUAAUCUAUCCAUUUGGGCAAGAUUUUUCUUGCUAUCUGUUCCGAUUCUUCCAGUUUUUGGCUUCUCUGAAGUGGGUUUCUUCUAAUCCAUCCAUUUGGAGCAAGAUUUUUCCGGCUAUCUGCUCCGAUUGUUCCAGUUUUAGGCUUCUCUGAAGUGGGUUUCUUCUACUCUUCGCUGAGGAGCUGCUGGAUUUAACUUAAGAACUUGUAUUGCGUUUGACAAUGGCAUCGAAGUCAUUCAAGCCAAACCGUUCAAAUUUGUCAACAGCUUCUGAUGCAUCUGAAGCACAGAAGCCUCCUCUUCCACCUACUGUGACAUUCGGUCGGAGAACCUCCUCCGGUCGCUAUAUUAGCUACUCGAGGGAUGAUCUCGAUAGCGAGCUUGGGAGUGGUGACUUUAUGAACUAUACUGUGCACAUUCCUCCAACGCCUGAUAAUCAACCAAUGGAUCCUUCAAUCUCACAGAAGGUUGAAGAACAAUACGUAUCGAAUUCGCUGUUUACCGGUGGGUUCAAUAACAUAACACGAGCUCAUUUAAUGGACAAAGUGAUUGAAUCUGAAGCAACACAUCCUCAAAUGGCGGGUACGAAAGGAUCUUCGUGUUCUAUACCUGGCUGUGAUGCUAAGGUUAUGAGCGACGAACGUGGAAAUGAUAUACUCCCUUGUGAAUGCGAUUUCAAGAUAUGUCGAGAUUGCUAUGUCGAUGCUGUUAAACUAGGUGGUGGGAUUUGUCCAGGCUGCAAAGAACCGUAUAAAAACACAGAUCUUGAUGAAAUUGCUGUUGAACAUGGAAGACCGCUUCCGCUUCCUCCACCAGCCACAAUGUCGAAGAUGGAGAGGAGGCUGUCGUUGAUGAAGUCGACGAAAUCUGCGUUGAUGCGAAGCCACACGGGGGUUGGAGAAUUUGAUCAUAAUAAAUGGCUAUUCGAAACGAGAGGAACUUAUGGAUAUGGGAAUGCUAUAUGGCCAAAGGAUGAGGGUUUUGAUAAUGGUAAUACUGAUGAAGUCGAGCCUAUGGAGUUCAUGAAUAAGCCGUGGCGGCCCCUAACUCGAAAGUUGAAGAUUCCUGCUGCUGUUCUUAGCCCGUAUCGACUUUUGAUCGUUGUUCGAAUGGUCGUGCUCGGGUUCUUCUUGGCUUGGCGAGUGAGCCAUCCGAACACCGAUGCGUACUGGUUGUGGGCUAUGUCUAUAGUUUGUGAGAUUUGGUUUGCUUUUUCUUGGCUGCUCGAUCAGCUGCCGAAGUUGUGCCCCAUCAAUAGAGCUACUGAUCUUAACGUGUUGACGGAGAAAUUCGAAACACCUAGUCCGAGUAAUCCAACCGGAAAAUCUGAUCUACCGGGCAUAGAUAUCUUUGUUUCUACUGCAGAUCCCGAGAAAGAACCGCCUCUUGUAACUGCGAACACGAUCCUUUCGAUUCUAGCUGCAGAUUAUCCGGUUGAAAAGCUUGCUUGUUAUGUUUCUGAUGAUGGAGGUGCGCUUUUAACUUUCGAGGCCAUGGCUGAAGCUGCAAGUUUUGCUAAUACUUGGGUUCCUUUCUGUCGAAAACAUGGCAUCGAACCGCGCAAUCCCGAGUCUUAUUUUAGUUUGAAAAGAGAUCCAUUCAAGAACAAAGUUAAGCCAGAUUUUGUUAAGGAUCGUAGACGUGUUAAGCGUGAGUAUGACGAGUUCAAAGUUCGUAUUAAUGGACUUCCUGACUCUAUUCGUCGUCGCUCGGAUGCUUAUCAUGCACGAGAAGAAAUCAAAGCUAUGAAGCUUCAGAAACAGAACAUUGGUGCUGAUGAACCGAUUGAGAGUGUGAAAAUCGCUAAAGCGACAUGGAUGGCUGAUGGCACGCAUUGGCCAGGGACUUGGUUGCAGCCAUCGUCUGAGCACUCGAAGGGUGACCAUGCCGGUAUCAUACAGGUGAUGUUGAAGCCACCUAGUGAUGAACCUCUUCAUGGAAAUGUUGAAGAUGAGAAACUUAUCGACACUUCCGAGGUCGAUAUUCGUCUUCCUUUACUCGUUUAUGUUUCUCGAGAGAAACGACCAGGCUAUGACCACAACAAGAAGGCAGGAGCGAUGAAUGCUCUAGUUCGAGCCUCGGCAAUCAUGUCGAAUGGUCCGUUCAUUCUCAACCUCGAUUGUGACCACUAUAUCUACAACUCUCAAGCAAUGAGAGAAGGAAUGUGCUUCAUGAUGGAUCGUGGAGGCGAUCGUCUUUGCUAUGUCCAAUUCCCUCAAAGGUUCGAGGGCAUUGAUCCUUCCGAUCGAUAUGCAAAUCACAACACUGUGUUUUUCGACGUUAACAUGCGAGCUCUUGACGGUCUUCAAGGACCAGUGUACGUCGGAACAGGAUGUCUGUUUAGAAGGGUUGCCCUAUAUGGUUUCGAUCCACCUCGAUCGAAAGAGCAUCACCCUGGUUUUUGUAGUUGUUGUUGUGGCGGACGAAAAAAGCAUACAUCCGUUGCGAGCACACCGGAAGAGAGCAGAGCUUUGAGAAUGGGUGAUUCUGAUGAUGAAGAAAUGAAUCUCUCUUUGUUUCCUAAGAGAUUUGGGAACUCUACUUUCCUUAUUGAUUCAAUCCCGGUUGCUGAAUUUCAAGGCCGCCCCUUGGCCGAUCACCCUGCCGUGAAGAACGGACGUCCACCGGGUGCUCUUACGAUCCCUCGUGAUCUCCUCGAUGCUUCAACAGUUGCAGAGGCAAUCAGUGUCAUUUCUUGCUGGUACGAAGACAAGACCGAAUGGGGUAACCGUGUUGGAUGGAUUUACGGAUCUGUUACUGAAGAUGUGGUCACUGGAUAUAGGAUGCAUAAUAGAGGAUGGAAAUCGGUGUACUGCGUAACAAAACGAGACGCUUUCCGUGGGACAGCUCCGAUCAACCUAACAGAUAGGCUGCAUCAAGUCCUCCGAUGGGCUACCGGGUCGGUCGAGAUCUUCUUCUCCCGCAACAACGCCAUCCUAGCUAGUCCAAGAAUGAAACUUCUACAAAGAAUAGCAUACUUAAACGUGGGGAUAUAUCCAUUCACUUCAAUCUUCCUCAUAGUAUAUUGCUUUCUACCAGCACUGUCGCUGUUCUCCGGUCAGUUCAUCGUCCAAACGCUUAACGUCACGUUCCUUACAUACCUUCUGGUUAUCACGUUAACGUUGUGCAUGCUUGCGGUGCUCGAGAUCCGAUGGUCUGGUAUUGAAUUAGAAGAGUGGUGGAGGAAUGAGCAGUUCUGGUUGAUUGGUGGUACAAGUGCACAUCUUGCUGCUGUACUUCAGGGUCUGCUAAAAGUCGUUGCUGGGAUCGAAAUAUCGUUCACUUUGACAUCGAAAUCGGGAGGUGACGACGUUGACGACGAGUUUGCUGAUCUCUACAUAGUGAAAUGGACAUCUCUAAUGAUACCACCAAUCACGAUCAUGAUAACGAACCUAAUAGCAAUAGCAGUCGGGUUUAGCCGAACGAUAUACAGUGUGAUACCGCAAUGGAGCCGACUGAUCGGUGGCGUUUUCUUUAGCUUCUGGGUAUUGGCUCAUCUCUACCCUUUUGCCAAAGGGCUGAUGGGAAGAAGAGGAAGAACACCUACCAUUGUUUUUGUGUGGUCAGGGCUUAUUGCUAUCACCAUAUCUCUUCUUUGGGUAGCCAUUAGUCCUCCAUCAGGAACUAACCAAAUUGGAGGUUCAUUCACAUUCCCUUAAACACUUAAUUUUUUUUUUGUCUCCCAAAAUUCUUUCACUUCAUAAACUUGAAUUAGGUACAUUCUUCUGUUGUAAUUCUUGCAAAUUUUUACCAUCUAUAAUAAUUCACUUUUGGGUAA